Molecule: messenger RNA, 4493 nt
Organism: Xiphias gladius (swordfish)
Lineage: Eukaryota; Metazoa; Chordata; Actinopteri; Istiophoriformes; Xiphiidae
Gene: cadpsb
Product: Ca2+-dependent activator protein for secretion b
Exons: 29
Coding region: 1-3957 (1318 amino acids)
Biological process (GO): synaptic vesicle exocytosis; dense core granule exocytosis; positive regulation of exocytosis
Cellular component (GO): glutamatergic synapse
Source: RefSeq, a predicted model, not a curated record
AUGUUGGACCCGUCGUCCAGCGAGGAGGAAUCGGACGGGAUAGUGGAGGAGGAAAGCAAAGAGGCGAUGGCACCCCAGGCCGGAUCCCGCAUCUCUCCAAGUAGGACCAGCGAGAGCUCGGGUGGGCUGGCGCCCAGCAGCAGCCGCAGCAGCGCCCGACCGACCAGCCCGAGCCCGUCAGCCGCCAGCGAGGAGAAGGAGGAUCUGGAGAAGCUGCAGAGGGAGGAAGAGGAGCGUAAAAAGAAGCUGCAGUUGUAUGUUUUUGUGAUGCGAUGCGUCGCCUACCCGUUCAAUGCAAAGCAGCCCACAGACAUGGCAAGGCGACAGCAGAAGAUAACCAAGCAGCAGCUUCAGCAGACCAAGGAUCGUUUCCAGGCCUUCCUCAAUGGAGACACACAAAUUGUGGCUGAUGAGGCAUUCAUCAAUGCUGUGCAGAGCUACUAUGAGGUGUUCCUAAAGAGUGACCGCGUUGCUAAAAUGGUCCAGAGUGGCGGCUUCUCAGCCAGUGAUUUCAGGGAAGUGUUCAAGAGGCAUAUCGAGAAGCGUGUGCGCAGCCUUCCGGAGAUUGAUGGACUAAGCAAGGAGACAGUGCUCAGCUCCUGGAUGGCCAAGUUCGACACCAUCUACCGUGGUGACGAGGAUCCACGCAAGGCGCAGCAACGCAUGACUGCCAGUGCUGCCUCUGAGUUGAUCCUCAGCAAGGACCAGCUGUACGAGAUGUUCCAAAAUAUCCUCGGCAUCAAAAAGUUUGAGCACCAGCUGCUUUACCAAGCCUGUCAGCUGGACAACCUGGAUGAGCAGGCUGCACAGAUCAGAAGGGAGCUGGAUGGUCGUCUUCAGAUGGCAGACCAGAUUGCCAGGGGUGGAAAGUUCCCCAAAUUUGUGUCUAAAGAAAUGGAGGCCAUGUACAUCGAGGAGCUCAAGUCUUCAGUGAAUCAGCUGAUGGCCAAUCUGGAAAGCAUGCCUGUGUCCAAGGGAGGAGAGUUUAAACUCCAGAAGCUGAAACGGGGACACAAUACCUCCAUCAUUGACAUGGGCCAGGAGGACGAGAACACACUGUCGAAGUCUGAUGUGGUUCUGUCCUUCACUUUGGAGGUGGUGAUCAUGGAAGUGCAGGGGCUGAAGUCUCUGGCUCCGAACAGGAUUGUCUACUGCACCAUGGAGGUGGAGGGAGGCGAGAAACUCCAAACCGACCAAGCAGAAGCAUCCAAGCCAACCUGGGGGACCCAAGGGGACUUCACCACCACACACCCUUUGCCUGCUGUCAAGGUGAAGCUGUUUACAGAGAGCACAGGGGUGCUGGCACUGGAGGACAAAGAACUGGGCAGGGUUGUCCUCCACCCAACUCCUAACAGCCCCAAGCAGUCAGAGCUCCAUAAGAUGACUGUGACCAAGGCUUGCCCCGAUCAAGAUCUCAAGAUCAAACUGGCCAUCCGCAUGGACAAACCACAGAACAUGAAACACUGCGGGUAUCUGUGGGCUUUUGGGAAGAAUGUGUGGAAGCGCUGGAAGAAGCGUUUCUUUGUCCUUGUGCAGGUGAGUCAGUAUACAUUCGCCAUGUGCAGCUACAGAGAGAAAAAGUCAGAGCCACAGGAACUUCUCCAGCUGGACGGGUAUACUGUGGACUACAGCGACCCCCAGCCAGGCUUGGACGGUGGCCGGGCUUUCUUCAAUGCCGUGAAGGAAGGUGACACUGUGAUCUUUGCCAGUGAUGAUGAGCAGGACCGCAUCCUGUGGGUCCAGGCCAUGUAUCGCGCCACUGGCCAGUCCCACAAGCCCGUCCCACCCACUCAGGUCCAGAAACUUAACUCCAAAGGGGGUGCCUCGGCCCAAAUGGAUGCUCCCAUUUCUCAGUUCUACGCUGACAGAGCUCAGAAACAUGGCAUGGAUGAGUUUAUCUCCGCUAACCCCUGUAGCUUUGACCACGCCUCGCUUUUUGAGAUGGUGCAGCGACUCACGUUGGACCACAGGCUCAAUGACACCUUCUGCUGCUUGGGAUGGUUCAGUCCAGGCCAGGUGUUUGUCUUGGAUGAGUACUGUGCCAGGAACGGGGUUCGAGGAUGUCACAGACAUCUGUGUUACCUGCGUGAUCUGCUGGAAAGAGCAGAAAGUGGGGCUAUAAUUGACCCCACUCUUCUUCACUACAGCUUCGCUUUCUGUGCCUCCCAUGUCCAUGGGAACAGGCCAGACGGGCUGAGCACAGUGAAAGUGGAUGAGAAGGAGCGCUUUGAAGACAUCAAGGAGCGGUUGCGUGUGAUAUUGGAAAGCCAGAUUGUAAAUUUCAGAUACUGUUUCCCCUUCGGUCGUCCAGAGGGUGCACUGAAGGCCACUUUAUCUUUGCUGGAGAGGGUCCUGAUGAAGGACAUUGUGACCCCAGUUCCCCAAGAAGAAGUUAAAGGAGUCAUCCGCAAAUGUUUGGAGCAGGCUGCUCAGCUCAACUACCAGCGGAUUAAAGAAUACGCUAAAAUUGAAGAGAACGUAGGCCGCUUAGUCACGCCUGCCAAAAAGCUGGAGGAAACAAUUCGCCUGGCGGAGUUAGUCAUAGAGGUCCUCCAGCAGAACCAGGAACACCAUGCGGAGGCGGCAGUCACAAGUUCUGGAGAUCAAUCGGCAUUUGCAUGGUGGACAGACCUCAUGGUGGAGCAUGCAGAGAACUUCCUGGCCCUCUAUGCCAUCGACAUGGAUGCCGCUCUGGAGAUCCAAUCCCCUGAGAGCUGGGACAGCUUCCCUCUCUUCCAGCUGCUCAACGACUUCCUCCGGACAGACUAUCAUCUGUGCAAUGGAAAGUUCCACAAACACCUUCAGGAUCUAUAUGCUCCUCUGGUGGUUAGAUAUGUGGAUCUGAUGGAGUCCUCUAUCGCACAGUCAAUUCACAAGGGCUUUGAGCGCGAGUCCUGGGAGCCUGUAAAGAGUUUAACAAGUAAUCUGCCCAAUGUGAAUCUACCAAAUGUGAACCUCCAAAUUCCCAAAGUACCAAAUCUGCCAGUGCCAGUAGCAGGACUAUCAGUUAACCUUCCACAAAUGCCUAGCUUUUCUACCCCGUCAUGGAUGGCUGCUAUAUAUGACUCUGAUAACGGCUCUGGGACGUCGGAAGAUCUCUUCUGGAAGUUGGACGCCCUCCAGACUUUCAUCAGGGACCUGCACUGGCCUGAGGACGAGUUUGCCAAACACCUUGAGAGUCGCAUCAAGCUCAUGUCGAGCAACAUGAUCGAGAACUGCGUCAAGCGCACCAGGAUGGCAUUUGAGUCCAAGCUGGCAAAGAGCAGCAAGUCCACAGAUUUCCGCAUUUCUCCAACAUUAUGCACUAUGUUCAAUGUGAUGGUGGAUGCCAAGGACCAAUCAGCUAAAUUGUGCGCUAUGGAGAUGGGCCAAGAGAAACAGUUCCACUCCCAAAUAGACGAUCUGAUUGAGGAAAGUGUGAGGGACAUGAUCCAGCUCCUGGUUGCAAAGUUUGUUGCCAUUCUGGAGGGUGUGUUGGCUAAGAUUUCCAGAUAUGAUGAAGGCACUCUCUUCUCCUCAUUCCUCUCAUUCACGGUCAAAGCUGCCUCAAAAUAUGUGGAUGUACCUAAGCCUGGCAUGGACGUGGCCGAUGGCUAUGUGACCUUUGUGCGCCACUCUCAGGAUAUGCUUCGUGAUAAGGUCAAUGAGGAGGUGUAUAUAGAAAGGUUAUUUGAUCAAUGGUACACUGCCACCAUGAACCUGCUGGGGACCUGGCUCACUGAACGCAUGGAUCAGCAGCUCCACGUCUACCAGCUCAAGAUCCUCAUCCGGAUCACAAAGAAAAAGUACCGGGACUUCCGCCUGCAGGGCGUCCUCGACUCCACCCUGAACAGUAAGAUGUACGACACGGUGCGCAACAGGCUGACCGUGGAGGAGGCCACUGCUUCAGUGAGGGAAGGAGGCAUGCAGGGCAUCUCCAUGAAGGACAGUGAUGAGGAGGAUGAAGAGGACGACUAGAGCCCGAGCACUGAAACUCCAGUCCCCUCCCCCCUGAACCUCUUCACCCCAACCCCCCUCUCACACUUUUGACUUUAGCCUGGUUACCGAUGCAUGUACCAACUCAGAUAGCCACUCUAGGACCUCUUUGUCAGCUCGAAAUGCCUAUGAAGGAACUAUUAACUAUAAAAAUAGUACUUAUACUGAGGAAAAUCAAAAUAAAAAUGUUAAAAAAAUAACCAUGAUUGGCAGUUUAGCUGUGUCAUGAUAAAGAUAGCACCUGUCUUUGUUUCAUUCAUUUCUAAACUCAUUUCUAUGUGUUACUAAGCAAUAUGGAGAACCAUUUGUUUGACAAUGUUGAGUGAGAUUAAUAGGUGUGUCCCUGUCCAAUGCAAACCUAUAUGGCGCUUCUUUGUCGUAUUCUACAUUCAUUAAUGGUACAUUGUCGUGAUGAUGAGUGUGUGGACCCUUUUCUUUGUCUUGUCCGUUUUUAAGUGAAUGCCAACUGCUUCAAACUGAAAAUAAACCUCUGUAUUUGUUUACGGCUGUUACAGAUA